UUUUUCUUGCAUGGCUGAAGCACCUGCCUAUGACUUAUAUAUUCGCUUUUUAUAUUGAUGUGAUCUGUGUGUCCUAGCACACAUGGCACAGCUUAAGCCAUUUAUUUUUUGUCUACUGGAAUUGUUUCAUUUUGCCAUACAAGGAUCUUGCUGACAGCGUGGUAGGAAUCCAGGAGUAAACUCUUAGGAGAAACCAUGAGUUGGACUCAUUAUAAAAACUAAACGUCUGUUUGCUUGGAGCUACGCCAUCUGAGGAAUCCAAUUAAGAGAUGACCACUGUGCCAAUGGAGCCCAUAGUGGCAAUGCUGGAGAAGGUUUCCAAUGUCACUGAGCUUCCAGUAGAAGCUUCUACUGAAGACCUGGCUGCCACCUUCACCAUCGGCACCAUCCUGUCCUUAAUGUGUCUGGUGGGAGUGUCUGGAAAUAUCUACACUCUCGUGGUCAUGUGCCACUCCAUGCGCUCGGCUGCCUCUAUGUACAUCUACAUCAUCAACUUGGCACUAGCUGAUCUGCUUUACUUACUCACAAUCCCAUUUGUGGUGUGCACACAUUUCCUGAAGGGCUGGUACUUUGGAGACGCUGGAUGUCGGAUCCUCAUCAGCAUGGACUUCCUUACAAUGCAUGCCAGCAUUUUUACCCUGACUGUCAUGAGCACAGAACGUUACUUUGCCGUCCUCAAGCCUCUGGAUACAGUCAAACGAUCUAAGAGCUACAGAAAAGCAAUCGCCCUCUUGGUGUGGACAGCUUCGUUGAUUCUCACCUUACCCAUGAUCAUCAGCGUCCAGCUGAUGACGGAAAGCUCCAAGCCAAUGUGUCAACCCACCCUGAGCCCUCUCUCAUAUAAAAUUUACAUCUCCUGUCUCUUUGGCACCAGCAUUGUGGCUCCAGGGGUGAUAAUCGGGUACCUGUACAUAUGCCUGGCACGAACCUACUGGAUUUCCCAAACGGAGACGUUCAAGCAGACCAAGAAGCUCCCAAACCAGAAGGUGCUAUAUCUAAUCUUCACUAUCGUGCUUCUGUUCUGGGCCUGCUUCCUGCCUUUCUGGAUCUGGCAGCUUCUAGGUCAGUUUCGGCCUGAACUGGAUCUCUCCACCAAGGCCAAGCGUAACAUUAACUAUCUGACCACCUGUCUGACCUACAGCAACAGUUGCAUUAAUCCUUUCCUCUACACGCUGCUCACCAAGAACUACAAGGAGUACCUCCGCAAGAGACAGAGGACAUGGACAGCUGGCAACUACCCCAACCGGCGGAACCGCUUUCAGCGUUCUUCCCGACGUUCCUUGUCCUCUAGCAGCCAGCAGUGCACGGAGAGCUUUGUCCUUGCGCAUACAUCUCGCACCAACAACAGCAGUUUUUGAGGGAUAGAUGACGGUCUGGGGCAAGACAGGAGCAAAGCAAGCCAAGAAGGCUGGUAUUUUCCUCCUCCAAACAGAAGAGGGAGAGCAAAGGAGGAGUACAGCAGGGAACAGAAGAAAAGCAAGUCACUGCAUGAGGAGUCAUCUCCAUCUCACCUGUUGAUGCAUUUUUCGAUGACUCUUUUUUUUUUUUUAAGAGGGAAAAACCAAUUCCCAGUUCAUCGGUUUUCUCAAACUCUUGGCUAUUAUGACUGUGUACAGGGGAU
This is a messenger RNA of Carassius carassius (crucian carp), 1621 nucleotides long. RefSeq names its product urotensin-2 receptor-like. Lineage: Eukaryota; Metazoa; Chordata; Actinopteri; Cypriniformes; Cyprinidae. Gene Ontology annotation, molecular function: urotensin II receptor activity. The record is from RefSeq and is a predicted model, not a curated record. The coding region runs from base 270 to 1358 and encodes 362 amino acids. The transcript has 3 exons. Gene Ontology annotation, biological process: regulation of blood pressure; neuropeptide signaling pathway; blood vessel diameter maintenance. Gene Ontology annotation, cellular component: membrane.